This is a messenger RNA of Didymodactylos carnosus, 1551 nucleotides long. Lineage: Eukaryota; Metazoa; Rotifera; Eurotatoria; Philodinida; Philodinidae. The record is from the annotation of a GenBank genome assembly.
AUGUUACCAACACGGUUUAAUUCACAUUUUAAUAUCGAACAAUUUAUUCUACUUUAUUCAUUAAAAUUAACCGGCUUGACAUCAGAUGAUUUAGAACAAAUUCUUUCGAAAAUAUCAAAAUUAGAACACUUGGCAAUAUUGGAUAUUAACGCAUUGACGCCAAAAAACAUGCAUAUUAAAAAUAUAUGUGAUAAAAUACUAACAGAUAAACUGAAAUCGUUGAAGAAAUGUUCACUGGCAUUUUAUCAUCCAUUGAAGCUUAAUGAACUAACGCCGAAAAGUAAUAUUGAAACGUUACGGAUGAGUCAACUGAAUUCGAUAAAUGAUUUAAUUCGUUUAUUCCAUCACAUUCCAAAAAUUAGAACAUUAGACAUUGUAUUAUCUUAUGAUAAACGAUUCCAAACGGUCCUAUUUACAAACGAAAACAACCUUCAGUUAUUAGUUCCAAAUUUAACAAUAUUUCGAAUUUCUGUUGGACAAACACCAUAUACACAGGUCGAAUCACUAUUGAAAAGUCUGCCACAAUUAAAAGUGCAUGAACAUGUACAAAGAAGUCAAUACAGAGGUGCAACCGAUAUCGGUAUAUCGGUAUCGGUACGAAUUAUAACGCCGACCGGUAUACCGGCAUUAGCAAAAUAUGAUCAAGAUAAGCCGGUAUCGAUCGGUACCACGGUACCAAUGCCGGUUCGGUACCGGUACGAAAAACAAAUUGUAUUUGACUAUCAAGAUGGUAUAUUGGAAGUCUAUACACGUCCAUAUUUUGAAAUGAUAUUUAAUACACAUCUAUACAAUGUUAAACUGAAAUCAACAGGCGAACAGUUAGAUCAAAAAAUAUAUGAGAACGUUCAAGAAUUAUAUUUGGUUUUAACCACAAAGAAAGAGAAAGAUCAAAUCACAAAACGACAAUUUGUCAAUGUAAAUUCAUUAGUCGUAUCGUUUUUAUUAGAAAAUAUAUCGUGUUUAACAUUCGUAGAUGAUCUAGCACAGUUGAUCACAUUAUCAAAUUUGAGUUCACUAUCGUUCGAUGGUAAUCAUAUUCAUUCAAAAUAUUUAUUAGUUCAAUUAUUGGAUGAAGCACCCAAUAUUACAUCUCUAACACUCGAUUAUGAUCUCUUGACUGAGCUAAUAUUUGAUGAUAUUGAUAAAAUGAAAACAUUUUGCUAUGAUAACAUUCAAACAUUAAUCAUUCAUUCAAUCUGGCAUAUUUCACAUGAAGUUAUAAUUAAAGUUUUAAAUUUAUUCUUAAAUGUCACUUAUUUAUCAUUGGAUAUAGAAAGUAGUAUAAUAUCGAGACUACGACAAACUCAUAGUGUUAAACGCACACGGUUAUCAUCUUCUGACGAAGAUAAUCCAAUUUAUGAUUUUCUAAUUAUAUUAUUGAAAAAUCGAAAUCAGAAGUUAAAUCAGUUACAUUUUCAUUUAAAAAAUCAUAGAUUUUUUGAAUUUCUACAACUUAGUGGACGUUUACGACGUUAUAUGAACGAGACUAGGUUAGAUGCUGAUUUAGAAUCUACGCCUAAUAACGAAUAUUUACACAUUUGGUUCCGAUAG